AUGCAAGACGAAAUCUUGAAGCUCACCGAAGUUGCUACCGAAUGGCACUUUGGAAACCAGGAGAAGAGGCAAUGGGCUCAAAUCCAGUCGACAUCCAAUCUACAGGCCGACAUGGUUACAUCCUUGGAUCCCAUCCUGAUUGCUGCCAUAUUGGGCAAGCACAGCAUGAGAACAAGUGGGAAACGUCCUCCCCCGCUCGCCAUUGCCAACCCCCAACGGUUGUCAGCAGACCAGUCCGAGACCUUGCGGGCCCUCUUCCAGGGUGCAUGUGAGAGCUCCAAGCCCAUGUAUCGUCUGGAGGACUACCAAUCUGCGAUGGUGGACUGUGCCCAGAGGAUGUCAAGCCACCUGCAAGACUGGGAGAUGAUCUCAGGGAAAGAGGAACCCCUUGCCAGACAGACUUUGAUUUGGUUGCUCAAUGCCUAUGGUGUGCUUGUUCAGCCAUGGUCUGGGGUGACAAUAGGGAUUAGGUCCAUUGGCGGGCACAAGCAAUUUGGCUUGGUAGCUAACCGUGACCUGGUUGCCAACCAAUACCUCCAAGAGUUACUAGGAAUGGUACCUUGUGAUAUAGGCACAAUUCCUUUCACAGACUUAUCUGUGAUAACUCCUCACCCUUACACGCUAGAAACCUUCCAACCUGGAGAAAGACAGCCAUACUUUGGGCCAAUGAGGUUUGCCAACCACCACUGUACCAGGGACAAUGCAAUGUGGUGUGCAGUCCAAGAUACAUGGGCAUUUGUCCUCUAUAUCACAAAGGAUAUCAAAAAGGGGGAAGAAAUACUGGUGAACUAUGGUGAAGAUUACUGGGAGGGGGAAUUGCCACUAGAGAAUACCAACCAGCAAACCAGGGGGGAAGAUGGCAAGAGAGAGAAGAAGCGUCUUAGGCAAAAGGACCGUAGGGCAAACAAGAAGGCUAUAUUAGCAGUGGAAAGAGCCUCUAGGACAACCUGA
This is a messenger RNA of Pleurotus ostreatus (oyster mushroom), 951 nucleotides long. RefSeq lists its product as uncharacterized. Gene Ontology annotation, molecular function: protein binding. The transcript is spliced from 5 exons. The record is from RefSeq and is a predicted model, not a curated record. Lineage: Eukaryota; Fungi; Basidiomycota; Agaricomycetes; Agaricales; Pleurotaceae. Bases 1 to 951 code for a protein of 316 amino acids.